AUGGCGACCAUGAGAACCACAACACUCACUAUAUUCCUCACAUUCAUCUUUUUCUGCUCUACUCUUUCCUCCAUCAACGCCGACAUAGACUUGUUCUGCGGCAAAACCCCAUACCCUGAAGCCUGCAAAACCUCCAUGACCACCCAUGGCCUUCACUCUUACAACCCCAAAGUCCAUUCAGAUUUCAAGAAAAUGACUAUACAAGCUGCCAUGGAGCAUACCCUACGUGCACAGACCCUCAUAGAAUCCCUCGGAUCAAAAUGUCGGAAUGAGAAGGAGAAAGCUGCGUGGGCUGACUGUGUGGAGCUUCACAAACACAGCGUUCAUCAACUCAACAGCACCAUUAACCCUUACAACAACUGCACCGACUCCGAUAAACAAACAUGGUUAAGCACAGCCAUCACCAACCUCGACACUUGCCGAGAUGGUUUCUUUGAUCUUAAUGUCUCUGACUACCUUCUUCCUCUCAUGUCUAACGACGCUUCUAAGAUGAUUUCAAACUCUUUGUCUGUUAACAAAGUUGAAGAACCUCAAGAGCAAACUUAUGAAAAUGAUAAGUUCCCAACUUGGGUAUCUCCCGGUGAUCGGAAGCUUUUAUCCUCAAGAUCUACGUCUGUAAAGGCUAACCUCGUUGUAGCACAAGAUGGGUCCGGAAGGUAUCGCACCAUACAAGCUGCACUUAAUGCUGCAGCGAAGACAAAUAGAGGAAGUAAGAGGUUUGUCAUUUAUGUUAAGAAAGGUGUUUACAGGGAGAACCUUGACAUUGGAAGCAGCUUGACCAACAUUUUGCUCGUUGGAGAUGGGCUCAAAUACACAAUCAUCACCGGUAGCAGAAGUGUAGGUGGAGGUUCCACCACCUUCGGAUCCGCAACAGUUGGUGUUGUCGGAAAAGGAUUCAUGGCACGGGGAAUUACAAUCCGUAACACUGCAGGUCCUCAGAAUAAUCAAGCAGUGGCUCUCCGUUCAGGUGCUGAUAAAUCAGUCUUCUAUCAAUGUAGCAUUGAAGGAUAUCAAGACACACUCUAUGUUCACUCACAACGUCAAUUCUACAGAGAGUGUUACAUUAUAGGGUCAGUGGAUUUCAUCUUUGGUAAUGCAGCUGUAGUGUUACAAAACUGCAUGAUCUACGCUAGGAGACCCAUAACCGGUCAGGAAAUUACGGUGACGGCUCAAGGGAGAACCGACCCGAACCAAAACACUGGAAUUUCAAUUCAUAACUCUAGAGUAAUGGCUGGUUCGGACCUGGCUCGAAUUCAGAGCUCGGUUAGAGCAUAUUUGGGUCGACCAUGGAAGGAAUACUCUAGAACUGUUUACAUGCAAACCUAUCUUGGUUCAUUGAUAGAUCCGGCUGGUUGGUUGGAAUGGAAUGGUAAUUUUGCUCUAAAUACGUUAUAUUAUGGAGAGUACAAGAACUCUGGGCCGGGUUCGUCUACUGCUAGGAGAGUGAGGUGGGGUGGGUAUCAUGUUAUAACACAAGCAUCUGUAGCAUUACAGUUCACAGUAGGGAGAUUUAUUAGCGGUAAUUCUUGGUUACCUGCCACCAGCGUGCCUUACACAUCGGGCCUUUGA
Molecule: messenger RNA, 1569 nt
Organism: Telopea speciosissima
Lineage: Eukaryota; Viridiplantae; Streptophyta; Magnoliopsida; Proteales; Proteaceae
Product: pectinesterase 2-like
Exons: 2
Coding region: 1-1569 (522 amino acids)
Biological process (GO): cell wall modification
Molecular function (GO): pectinesterase inhibitor activity; pectinesterase activity
Source: RefSeq, a predicted model, not a curated record